Messenger RNA from Galeopterus variegatus (Sunda flying lemur), 7060 nucleotides. RefSeq names its product slingshot protein phosphatase 2 (gene SSH2). Gene Ontology annotation, molecular function: protein tyrosine/serine/threonine phosphatase activity; actin binding. The transcript has 13 exons. NCBI's taxonomy places the organism in Eukaryota, Metazoa, Chordata, Mammalia, Dermoptera, Cynocephalidae. Gene Ontology annotation, biological process: actin cytoskeleton organization; protein dephosphorylation; negative regulation of actin filament polymerization. The record is from RefSeq and is a predicted model, not a curated record. Bases 127 to 4152 code for a protein of 1341 amino acids. Gene Ontology annotation, cellular component: cytoplasm.
AGUGAGAGCUUUUUGACUGUCAAAGGUGCUGCCCUUUUUCUACCACGGGGAAAUGGUUCGUCCACACCAAGAAUCAGCCACAGACGCAACAAGCAUGCAGGCGAUCUUCAACAGCAUCUCCAAGCAAUGUUCAUAUUACUCCGCCCAGAAGACAACAUCAGGCUGGCUGUAAGACUGGAAAGUACUUACCAGAAUCGAACACGCUAUAUGGUAGUGGUUUCAACUAAUGGUAGACAAGACACUGAAGAAAGCAUUGUCCUAGGAAUGGAUUUCUCCUCUAAUGACAGUAGCAUUUGUACCAUGGGCUUAGUCCUGCCUCUCUGGAGUGACACCCUAAUACACUUGGAUGGUGAUGGUGGGUUCAGCGUAUCAACAGAUAACAGAGUUCACAUAUUCAAACCUGUAUCUGUACAGGCAAUGUGGUCUGCACUACAGAGUUUACACAAAGCUUGUGAAGUGGCCAGAAUGCAUAACUACUAUCCAGGCAGCCUAUUUCUCACCUGGGUGAGUUAUUAUGAGAGCCAUAUCAACUCAGAUCAAUCCUCAGUCAAUGAAUGGAAUGCUAUGCAGGAUGUGCAGUCCCACCGGCCCGACUCUCCAGCUCUCUUCACAGACAUACCAACUGAACGUGAGCGAACAGAAAGACUAAUUAAAACCAAAUUAAGGGAGAUUAUGAUGCAGAAGGAUUUGGAGAACAUUACAUCCAAAGAGAUACGAACAGAGUUGGAAAUGCAAAUGGUGUGCAACUUGCGGGAAUUCAAGGAAUUUAUAGAUAAUGAGAUGAUAGUGAUCCUUGGUCAAAUGGAUAGCCCUACACAGAUAUUUGAGCAUGUGUUCUUGGGCUCAGAAUGGAAUGCCUCCAAUUUAGAGGACUUACAGAACCGAGGGGUACGGUAUAUCUUGAAUGUCACUCGAGAGAUAGAUAACUUCUUCCCAGGAGUCUUUGAGUAUCAUAACAUCCGGGUAUAUGACGAAGAGGCAACAGAUCUCCUGGCGUACUGGAAUGACACUUACAAAUUCAUCUCUAAAGCAAAGAAACAUGGAUCUAAAUGCCUUGUGCAUUGCAAGAUGGGGGUGAGUCGCUCAGCCUCCACUGUGAUUGCCUAUGCAAUGAAGGAAUAUGGCUGGAAUCUGGACCGAGCCUAUGACUACGUGAAGGAAAGACGAACAGUGACCAAACCCAACCCCAGUUUUAUGAGACAACUGGAAGAGUACCAGGGGAUCUUGCUGGCUAGCAAACAGCGGCAUAACAAACUCUGGAGAUCUCAUUCAGAUAGCGACCUAUCAGACCACCAUGAACCCAUCUGCAAACCUGGGCUAGAACUCAACAAGAAGGAGAUCACCACCUCAGCAGACCAGAUUGCUGAGGUGAAGACCAUGGAGAGUCACCCACCCAUACCUCCCAUUUUCAUGGAACAUGUGGUCCCACAAGAUGCAAAUCAGAAAGGUCUCUGUACCAAAGAAAGAAUGAUCUGCUUGGAGUUUACUUCUAGGGAAUUUCAUGCCGGACAGAUUGAGGAUGAAUUAAACUUAAAUGACAUCAAUGGAUGCUCGUCAGGGUGUUGUCUGAAUGAAUCAAAAUUCCCUCUUGACAACUGCCAUGCAUCCAAAGUCUUAAUCCAACCUGGACAAGCCCCAGAAAUGGCCAGCAAGUUCCCAGACUUAACAGUGGAAGAUUUGGAGACAGAUGCACUAAAAGCAGACAUGAACGUUCACUUACUGCCCAUGGAAGAAUUGACAUCUCGACUAAAAGACCUCCCCAUGUCCCCUGAUCCUGAGUCACCAAGCCCCCAACCCAGUUGCCAGGCUGAAAUUUCAGAUUUCAGUACAGAUCGCAUUGAUUUUUUUAGUGCCCUAGAGAAGUUUGUAGAACUGUCCCAAGAAACCCGGUCCCGAUCUUUUUCCCACUCAAGGAUGGAGGAAGUGAGUGGAGGAAGGAAUGAGAGCUGUCGACUGUCAGUGAUAGAAGUAGUCCCUUCCAAAGUGACAGCUGAUGACCAGAGAAGCAGCUCUUUGAGUAAUACUCCCCAUGCAUCUGAAGAAUCUUCAAUGGAUGAGGAACAGUCAAAGGCAGUCUCAGAACUGGUCAGCCCAGAGACCUUCAUGCAAUCUCACUCAGAAAAUGCAGUUUCAGUCAAAGAAAUCAUCACUGAAAUUGAGUCCAUCAGUCAAGGAGUUGGACAGAUCCAACCUAAAGGAGACAUCCUAUCUAACCCAUGCCAUACACCAAAGAAGAACACCAUCCAUGAGCUGCCCCUUGAGAGGCCCCAGGCCCCAGAGAACAAACCUGGACCUCUGGAGCAGGACGAGGGUUUCUGCACAGCCCAGCCCAAACUAGCCAAACACUCAGGGAAGUGCGACUCAGAAGGCUGCCUAACCACGCACUCAUCCACAGCAGACUGGGAAGAAGAGGAACCAGAGGGGGAACAAGAGCUCCAUGGCCCAGGGAUGCAUCCGGGUGCCAAGUGGUGCCCUGGAUCUGUGAGGCGAGCCACCUUGGAGUUUGAAGAGCGCUUACGGCAGGAACAAGAGCAUCAUGGUGCUGCCCCUGCAUGUACCUCAUUGUCCACUCGAAAGAAUUCCAAAAAUGAUUCUUCUGUAGCAGACCUAGCACCAAAAGGGAAAAGUGAAGAAGCUAACCCAGAACAUUCAUUUGUCCCUAAGGAACCAGAGAUGAACAAGGGCAGUGGGAAAUGCAGUGGGUCCGAGGUUGGCCCACUAUCCCAUUCUGAGCAGAAUGCCAUUUUUCCAGCACCUGAGCUGCUGGAAUUUCACCCCUUUCCAGCUCCUCAGGAGUGCCCAGGGUCAGAUGUUAGAACAAAGCAGGAAGGGGUCCUGAAGGAACAGAGAACUGUGAUUUCAUACCAGGGGUCUGAAAUACAGGCAUUCCCUCUCCCCCUUCCCAAGAGGAUAGAAAUCAUUGAGUAUACCCACACAGUUACAUCACUUGAUCACACUGGGCUAGGGGGUAAAAUAGCCACCAGCAAAAACAGUGGGGAGCAAGGACUGAGGAAAGUGAAAGUGGAGAAGUCGGUCACUGUGCUCUGUGCAUUGGAUGAAAAUCUGAACAGGACUCUAGAUCCCGACCAGGUUUCUCUGCACCCUCAAGUGCUACCUCUUCCUCAUUCUUCCUCUGCUGAGCACAACAGGCCCACUGACCCAGCCUCCACACUGAGCAGCACUGAAGACAGCAGCAACAGCCCAGCUACAGCCCUGGAGACAAUAGCGUCUUUUGUCGGUUGCACAACCCACACACCGUCUGCCAACUUGGAUUACCUGCAUCCCCAGACCAUGGUUCACCUGAAAGGCUUCACAGAGCAAAGCAGCACCACAGAUGAGCCCUCUGCAGAACAGCCUAGCUGGGAAGAAAGUCAGGAGGGCCCCCUCUGCAGUGGCAGUGAAGUGCCAUACCAGGGCUCCCAGUUAAGUAGCAAAGACUUGAGUUUAAUUGGCAAUCUUGGUGAAAACAUUGGGGAGUUAGAGGAAAAACUGGACCCAUCAUCUUUAGCCUGUCAACUCCCACAUAGCGCUAGUGAAAAUAUAAAGGGUCUCAGCCACAGCCCCAGUGUGGUGAAGGAGUGCACUAACGAAAUCGAGUCCCAAGUGAUUUUUCAGGCAGAACUCACCAAACCAUCCCAAAUGAGGCGCUCAGCUUCUCUCGCCAAGUUAUGUUACUUGGACCUCUGCAAAGACUGUUUACCAGAGAGGGAGCCUGUCUCCUCUGAGUCCCCUCAUCUCAAACUGCUUCAGCCCUUUAUCAGAACAGACUUGGGCAUGCAUACCAUGGAGGCUCGGGAGCCCCUAGAAAACCCAGGUGCCUCCAAGAACCCAGAGCCCACCAAGUAUUUUGUAGAGCAACUCAAAACUACAGAGUGUAUCGUGCAAAGCAAGCCAGUGGAGAGGCCCCUUGUGCAGUAUGCCAAAGAAUUUGGUUACAGUCAGCAGUGUUUGCUCCCCAGGGCAGGACCUGAAUUGACUAGUUCUGAAGGAGGCCUUCGUCUGCUACAGACCCAGGGACUGCUGUGUGCAAGCCCAGCUCUAGGGCUGGCUGUGGCACCCCGUCAGCAACAUGGCAGAACUCACCCACUUAGGAGACUGAAAAAGGCAAAUGAUAAAAAACGGACAACCAACCCCUUCUAUAAUACCAUGUGAUUCUGAGCCUAUACGUGUGACUUUCUCAAAGAAAUGUUUGUAAAAGGGGCAGGUGUAAUAUGUAAGGAACAUGCACUUUAUUGGUUAAUUUUAUAAUAUUUUGGUCAUUUUACUGUUUCUGGCGCAUGCAGGGUUUGGAUUUUUCUCUGUGUGUGUGUGUGUGUGUGUGUGUGUGUGUGUGUACUAUGUAAGGAGAGAGAGAGAUUGAUUUGAACAGCAAGACCAUUUUUCAUUUUUUAUUUUUAAAAAAUUCAAACCUCAAAAAAAACUCAUUUUCAAAGAACACCUUUAUCAAAGGCAAAUUGCUGUUUUUCAGUCAGCUACCACCUGCUCCUUAUUUUGCCCUCUGAGAAAAGGCAUGCAGAUGGAGAGGGUGGAGAUGAAGCUGGGAAUUGAAAUGCUCCCCCCUGGGGCCUUUGUGAUGAUGGUUUGGUUUCCAGACCUGAGGCAUUGGAUGGCCUGCAGGGUGACAGGUUGUCAGAGUGCUCUCGGCCUUUGUCUCCAGCCCCAGCCCUUUGGAGUUCCUGAAAUAGGCAGGUUCUGCUCUGUUUUAAAAGGGGAUCUUCCAGAAUCCAUUUCUGCUGGUAUUCCAGAGUGUAUUGUUACAGAAAGACAUGAUAAUGGCUGGCUUUGUAAGUUUAUCAAGCAAAUAGUUUUCUCCCCAGGAAAAUUUUUUGAUAUUAAAUUAAAAGGGAAGCCCAAACGAAGUCCAAGACAUCUUCUGUUUAGGGAAACAUGUUAAGAGGAGGAGGACAUAAGUUGGGGGUGGAAAACCUGCUGCUUAGUAAUUUCUGGGUUGGUGGGCUCCACACAGGUGGUCACCCUGGCCCUUCCUGCCAGAAAAUGUGCUCUGCAGCAUCCUCUCAGCUAAAACACAAUAGUGACAAAUUUGAAAAACAGCAAUCAAAAGUCAAUGUGUUCUUGUAAAAUGAAUACAUACAUAGGGUUUUAACUCUUCCAUUACUUGAAUAAUUCUGUGGGCCUUGAGUUUAAUGGCCAUAUUUUUUUCCCAUUUAUUUUCCUCCCCCAUAUGUUUCCCCCAUGCUGCCUUUUUUUUAAUCCAUUAUAUUUGAAUUGUUAAUUACAUAUGUAUAACCUUCAUUGAAUGCAAAGUUUUCUUUUGUAUAUUAUCACUGUUAACACUUGACAUAAUUUUUCUUUCCCUGGAAGUUUUGUCAUUUCUCUAAAGUUUAUACACAGUGUUUAUGUACAUAAUGUCAUUUUCUUACAGUGUUUUGUUGUUGAUGUAGGGUCUUUUUGAUUUAUUCUUUUAAAGAAGGAAUAGAGUUGCAACUGGAAAACACAAAGAUAGCAGAAAUAAAACUGAUGGGUAUUGACAGGAAUCUGCACAAUAUAUUGAUGGUGAUUUCAGUGUUUAAAUGCAGACUUCUAAUUGUCAGCUCCUGCCAAAUUGUGCAUUAGUAACUUCCUCCUCAGAGAAAGACUACUCUAAAGGCUCCCUUUAGGUCACAGUGUAACUGUAGGCUGAUUUCUCUUUGAAACUGAAAUCCCACAAUGUUAUCUGCCAGUAGCUGAACCACAGCCAGGGAAGGUGUAUGAGUUGCCCGGAGUGGUAGCUCCUAAUGGAAGCUAGAGGCCGCAGGAGAGUCUUCCACCACGGGCAAGUGCUCAGUGACUCCAUGUAGGAUGCUGUUGCUUUUUAACACAGGAGCACUUGCCAUAAACAAGCCUCUUUCAGCUUCUUACAGAAAACAAUUUAACCUGGAAUGAAACACCUCUGCAGCUCAUCAGUACUGAUGAAGUUUGCAAAUUUGCUUUCUGUUUGCUUUGGUUGAUGUCCACAUUGCUGAGGACUGAUUGAGUACAGACUUGAGACUUAAGUUUUUGGUUCAUCACAGCAUUGAGAGGAAAAGACAGGUGCAUGGACUGUCACAGUGAUUUCAGAGGCCAAAGUUUGUUGGGGCAAGUAGUAGGGCAACACAAAGGAUACAAAAAAGGUGGACUAGGGCCAUCUUAGGGGCUCACAAGGAGCUGUGAAUUCAGUCGCUGUACGGAAGUGACAUCACUGCCAGGGGGCAGGUUGGACAGAAACCACCUGCUAAAAGUGUCUUUAUGGUGUAGUGAUUAUGUGUACCUGUGCUGACCUUUAGUGGUUUCCUUAAAUGUUCAAAUGUUUCAAAAGCUACACAGCUUUGUGAUUCUUGGAUGGUUAUGUGUUGUAAAGUGUUCUGUGUAUCAGUGUAAGGAAGCUUGUGAGACAGGAUUGUGAAUUUCCAGGGCUCACCAUCUAAACUGUCCUGUCUUGCUAAGGCAAUUACACCACCAAUAUGAUAGGGAAAGGACAGGAAAUUAUGGGGGCUGGGAGAGGAGGAUUUGCAUGGAGAUUAAGAGAGUGGCAUCCACUCAGGGUAACCUCUUUGAGAUGUGACAUCCUACACAUUAGGAAGUACAAGCAGUAUUGACAGUGUUGCACUGUUCCUUCUCCCCUGCCAUUGUGUUUAAUGCCCACUCUCGCUGCAUUAAAUAACAAAAAUGGGGAGGAAACCCUCUAAUGCUGUGAAAAAAAAAAUUAUUUUUUUAACAAGUGGAGGAAACAGUUGUGCUCUCCCUUUUUUUUAAAUUACUUUUUUUAUCGUUUAAUUUACCUGCCUAAAUUAACAUGGUCUAUAUAUGGUCUGUAUUUCAACCAUGCCAAGGGGUUUUGCCAGCCCUCUCAAACUCCCACAGUUGGGUGUUCUUGAGUUAUUUACAUGGCUGAGCAAUGUCCAGGGAAGAUACAUAAUGAGCUGUCAAGGACUUUUCACUUCUCUUCAAACUUUUUGAUAAUCUUGGGUGACCUGUUUCCCUUUUUUGUUCCUGGAAAAUCCAGACCUGGAACACCGGGUUUGGUAGAUGGACAGAGAUGAGAAGGAAAAACCUUCACCUCUUGCCCAGUGCCUCACUUUAU